Molecule: messenger RNA, 522 nt
Organism: Arctia plantaginis
Lineage: Eukaryota; Metazoa; Arthropoda; Insecta; Lepidoptera; Erebidae
Source: the annotation of a GenBank genome assembly
AUGCCCUCGUGCUCUAUUAAAGAGUGUGGUGCAAGAAAAAACAAUAAUCAUCCUACAUUGACUCUUCACAGAUUGCCUGUAAAUGAAAUUUUGAAAAGAAAAUGGAUCAAUAUUAUUGGUUUGGAAAACAUAAACCCUCGACAUAAAAUGUGGUAUGUCUGCUCGAUGCACUUCCACGAAACAUCCUUCAACAGAACUCUCGGCGUGACGAGGUUACGUGACUGUGCAGUGCCCUUAUCUUCGCUACAGGCCAGUCAAAUCCUUCCAAAAACCAUGCUGGACUCACAACCUACUUCAAGUGCAAUGGUUCAACAAGAAAGUUCAACAAGUUCACAAAAAGAAAAAAAAAAGAUUCUCACAAAAAAGUGUGAUAUUCUACAAAGAAAAGUUAGGAGUUUAAAUGAAAAGGUCCGGAGACGUGAUCAAAAGAUUGCCCGAUGCUCUGAAAUCAUCAAGCAUCUUAAGGAAAAGAAAUUCAUCAACACCGAAGAGUCUCAUUUUGGAAGAAUGUGCAGAACCUGA